Molecule: messenger RNA, 548 nt
Organism: Trachymyrmex cornetzi
Lineage: Eukaryota; Metazoa; Arthropoda; Insecta; Hymenoptera; Formicidae
Exons: 3
Coding region: 51-548 (165 amino acids)
Source: RefSeq, a predicted model, not a curated record
UUGAAUUUUGAACUAAACGUAAACCGUGUAAAAAUUUAAUCCGAUUUACGAUGCCCAAGCGAGUGUGCUGUGUUCGAAAUUGUGAUUUCAAUCCUGGAGAUAAAGAAAAUCGAAAAACAAUAUUCCAAUUUUGUGAGAAAUCUCCAUACUUCAAAACAUGGAUGAAUGCGAUUGGACCAAACUUGAGAGAUGGAAAGAAAACUCGCAAAAAUUAUUACAUUUGCGAACGACAUUUUGAUGACGGUAAUUUACAUCGAAUUCCUAUGAAUAUAUUAAAGGAUGGAAAAGAGGUGACCCUGUUACGUAGACGCCCAAUGUUAAAAUCGACAAGUGUCCCAUACAUUUUUCCAGUAAAUAUCAAAGUCACAUGUGAUCUAUGGCGUUGUUGCAUUAAGUUCCUAAGCACCGGUCGCUACACCAUCCUGGGUAAACAUGGUUAUGCAAAGCAGAAUCUGCAUGCUGGCCGCUUUGCACACCCACAUUUUCCGUCUUCUUUACACUUUAUACCUAAUUUUUUCGCCUUUCAAAAUUAUCUACAGUUUCUCUAG